CCGACUUGGAACUUUUUUGAAAGUGAAGAAUUGUCCCUCAUCGCCCAACGAACGACCAGUCGCCCAGUAGAUCGCCCAGCCGACAGCCCUCCUCCCCCCGACGUCAAGAUGAGAUACAUCCACUCCCAAGAGAGCCUGACGGUUCCCGAGAAUGUCAAGGUUCACAUCAAGUCCCGCAUCGUCACCGUUGAGGGCCCCCGUGGCAAGCUCGUGAAGGACCUGUCCCACUUGGCUGUCAACUUCUCCCAGCCGGUCAAGGGCACCAUCAACAUUGAGAUCCACCACGGCUCAAGAAAGAACGUUGCCACCCUCCGCACCGUCCGCACCCUCAUCAACAACCUGAUCGUCGGUGUCACCAAGGGCUUCAAGUACAAGAUGCGCUACGUCUACGCCCAUUUCCCCAUCAACGUCAACCUGGAGAAGGACUCCGAGACUGGUCUGUGGGAGGUCGAGAUCCGCAACUUCAUUGGCGAGAAGCUCGUCCGCAAGGUCAUCAUGCGCGAGGGCGUCGACGUCGAGGUCUCCAAGGCCCAGAAGGACGAGCUCGUCCUCUUCGGCAACUCCCUCGAGGCUGUCUCCCAGUCCGCUGCCGAUAUCCAGCAGAUCUGCAAGGUCCGCAACAAGGAUAUCCGUAAGUUCUUGGACGGCAUGUACGUCUCCGAGAAGGGCAACAUUGAGGAGGAGGCUUAAAUGCAUCUUUUUCCACUCAACGUUAUAAAUCCCUCUCGAUGAAUCAAUAAAAACGAAGGUAUUGAUUGAUGUAUGAGCCGGAGGAGGGGAGCAAAACCAAAACAAAAAGGGUCAAAACAGGUCAUGUUUUUCGAGGCAAAUGCAAAAAUCAAACUGGGGUUUCUGGGUCUUACACACAACACAAUUGGCGUGGCCGGGGUUCCAUUUUUUCACUUUGCAUCGUGUAGCGCAGGGCUACCAUGAAUCACAUCAAAAGUCAAGAAGACGUUGCCUGCUCCCCUCUCUGAGCAGUAUAUCCCACAACACCUCUUUAUAUACCCUACUCGCAUGAGACACUCUUCAUGGUGAAAUGAUACCC
Messenger RNA from Colletotrichum scovillei, 1048 nucleotides. RefSeq names its product ribosomal protein L6. Lineage: Eukaryota; Fungi; Ascomycota; Sordariomycetes; Glomerellales; Glomerellaceae. Gene Ontology annotation, cellular component: ribosome; cytosolic large ribosomal subunit. Gene Ontology annotation, biological process: cytoplasmic translation. The transcript has 4 exons. The record is from RefSeq and is a predicted model, not a curated record. Bases 109 to 690 code for a protein of 193 amino acids. Gene Ontology annotation, molecular function: rRNA binding; structural constituent of ribosome.